AGAUACACACACAACAGUCACACACAAACACGCACAGCGCCCCCACGCCAUCCCGACUCAUUAUUUAUUAUUUACUUAACAUUCCCAACGACACACACCCCCAUACAACAUUUUCGCCUUCUUCUUCUUCGCUGCCAUCCUUCUCUCUUCUUUCUUCAGUCUCAGCGACAUGUGCGACGAAGACUGGAUCGACGUGGCCAUGUCCGACGACUCCGUCGUCGUCGAGCUUCUCCUCCGUCUCCAUCACGCUACUCCGCCGCAGCCUCCUCCGACCAGAAAGCAGCCUCCCUGUCUUCACGUCGACUGGACUGUGCGCCAGCGUCGCUCUAGGUCGGUUCCGAGACACCGUGGCUCUGAAGGGAAAGAAGAACAGACGACAGCUAGUCCUACCACGCCGCUCUCCUGGAGCUGUGCCACUUCUGCUAGCUGUGGCGGCGGCGGCGGCGACGCCGUUGAUGGAUGCGAAGAGUCCAGCCGUGCGAUCAAACUGGUGGAGAGCUCAAGAUCUAAGAAGGUUAUGAAUCCAAAUGAAACAACCAGUACAAAAAGGUCAAGAAGAAAAAAGACUUUAGUUGAACUAAAGGAGGAAGAAACUUUGCUGUUAAAGGAAAGGAAAAAUUUGAAAAGUGAACUGGCAUCUCUGCGUCUCACUGUUGAGAAACAUAGGGCCGCAAAUAAAAGCUUAAAGAGAAUGAAGCUUGAUUUAGAGUCCGGAAAGGCCUUUAAAACAGAUGCAGCCUCUGUGGCCACUGAAGAGGAACAGUCUCGUUCAUAUAAUGCAAUCUCAUCCAGGAACAUCGCGAGCAAAGUUCUUAAUGAUGCACCACUUAUCUGUCCAACCAAUUCUAUGAAAGCGCAAGAGACUAGUAAGCAAGAAGCUUCGUUCUUACUGCCUGAUCUAAAUCUGCCUGUCGAGGAGGAUUUAAGCUCCAAUGCUUUGACAUGAAAGAAACUGAAAAAGACAAAGAAAGCUUAGGUUGUCCUUUGUGAAUGAUAUUUGUUCACAAGUUGGACCAGGAUUACUCUGCCCCUAGUACUUACUGUGCUGAAUGAGAUGUAGCAGGACUGUUGUGAGUCCUAACCAUUUGGGUUUUGGUAAGGUAGCUGUAGGCCCCGAAUAGAUCAACUUUCCUCACGUUGUCUUCAAUCAUGAUGUGGGAAUAGUAUUUUGAGGUCAUGAAAGUAGCGAGGGUAGUGGAGAGAUUCUGACACGUCGUGUCGGACGUAGUCGCCAUUCAUUCCUUCACAAGUUCCUUCGACGUUGUCCAAAAUUCUUUUGGGGCAACCCUCGAUCCUUCUUCUCUAUCGUCUUCAUAGAAAUGAUCACUGUUAAAUGUAAUUACAUGUUCCUCAGAUAAUGAUAAUUCAAGCAUUUUGGUUGGUUGCUGCUGCUUGUUUUGGUAAGCAUUGCUGAAUGGAAUGUGUUGUGAUUCUCAUUCUUAUAAA
Messenger RNA from Neltuma alba, 1446 nucleotides. RefSeq lists its product as uncharacterized. NCBI's taxonomy places the organism in Eukaryota, Viridiplantae, Streptophyta, Magnoliopsida, Fabales, Fabaceae. The record is from RefSeq and is a predicted model, not a curated record. The transcript is spliced from 5 exons. The coding region runs from base 170 to 946 and encodes 258 amino acids.